Messenger RNA from Sinocyclocheilus grahami, 1148 nucleotides. RefSeq lists its product as uncharacterized. The coding region runs from base 1 to 1077 and encodes 358 amino acids. The record is from RefSeq and is a predicted model, not a curated record. Lineage: Eukaryota; Metazoa; Chordata; Actinopteri; Cypriniformes; Cyprinidae. The transcript has 6 exons. Gene Ontology annotation, molecular function: chromatin binding. Gene Ontology annotation, biological process: negative regulation of gene expression, epigenetic; protein localization to heterochromatin. Gene Ontology annotation, cellular component: heterochromatin; nucleoplasm.
AUGCUCAGCCCUGUGACCGUGUGCUGCUGCACCAGCGAGCCUCUUCAAAACGGUCUGCGUUCAGCCAAGAACUUUUUCCGGGUGGUGUUUCGCAGCGGAGGACAGCUGCAGACGCACUGCUUCCAGGCCAGUGACGCCUUCAAUAAACAGCAGUGGCUCAACUGCAUUCGACAGGCCAAAGAAGCUGUGUGGUCAGCAGAGUCUGGAGCGGCGCAGACAGCCUGGACACUGUGCAGUGGAGCACUGACACCUGCAGGCGGCGCUGGAGUACUGUGUUAUGAUGGAGCCCGCUGGGUGGCACUGCUGCGCUCCGUUCACAGUCACACACUGUGGGCAUGUACAUGUGUGUGUGUUUAUGUGUGGUGCGACGCGCUUGCAGCAGCAGACUCAAACCCCACGCCGCCUGCGAGGAGGAUCCGCGGCCGCUCAUGUCUGCAGCUCGUGAAUAAAGCAGCGAUGGAGCGUCGAGGAGGGAAAUUCAGCGACAAAGAGAAAGACAAUCCCGCUGCGCCUUCAUGGAGCCAAAAUGGCGCCUUGGAGGAAGAGGAGGAUUGUCCGGACGGUCCCGAUGAAGAGAGACGGGUCAAGAGCGUCUCGUGGGCCGCGAAACCAGCCCAAGAGCAGCCGCGACUCAACUUCCACAUCCCCCGAAAGAGCAGAGAAAAGAGAGCUCUGUUUCAGUCUGUGUCUACGGACUCUAGAGAGUUUUCCGACGUUCUGCAGAUUCUCUCCUCCAGCUACAAGGACUCUUCCUCCACCGGGACGUUUGUGUACUCCAAACCUCGCCUCGUCCACAGCGAACCACUGGAGAAAGACUUCAUGGAAAAGCGAAGGGAGCUCAAGCAGGAUGGGCGCACCGAGAAAGAGCUGUCUGAGACUUUCUGCUUCCUGCUUUGUGAUGCUCAAAAGGUCUCGGUGGUGUGUGAGAGAGGACUGUCUGUUGGCAGCUGCUGGAUCAGUAUGUUGGGAAAUCCAUCUAAAGGUGAAAUAACCUUCACAACAGACACAGAUUUCAUCACACUGAUUCUUGAGUUUUGGUCUGUCAUAUUCUGCAAGGAGUCACAGGAAAUUAAAUAAGAGCUAUACUUUGAGUUGUCAAAAUCAGUUCUUGGUAUGCAAUGCAUUAACAUGCGUUUAGAAAUACAACA